UACACAGACCUUCCAAAGAUGGCGGCGCCCUGUAGGUCCACCAAACUCGCUUCCGCCGCAAGAAAACUGGGAAGUUUCUUGCUAAAUUCGUUUGUUAUCGCUCGAGCGGCGAACUGCGUCACCAACAUGGACUCGAGCAGACAAUCUAAGGUUCACGUCCGUUGGUUUCAGGCUCAUUUUCUUGUAUUUUGUUGGUAUUUUCACUUAUUCGAACUGGGAGGAUUAAAAAAAAAUGACACUUUUAAAGUUACUGACGUGUGCACGCGCAGGUUAAAGCUGGAGUUCGCGGUGCAGAUGACAUGUGAAAGCUGCGCUGACGCCGUUAGAGCCUCUUUGGAGGGAAAACCCGGUGUGACGGCGGUCACUGUGGUCAGGAAGGAGGAGGUCCUGGUGGAAUCUGCUCUGACCGUCGCAGAAGUCCAGGCUCUCAUAGAAAGCACCGGGCGCAGAGCUGUGCUGAAGGGCAUGGGGGGAUCAGAAGCAGACCUGGGAGCAGCUGUGGCGAUGGUGGCCGGAGCGGGGUCCAUUCAGGGGGUGGUGCGUUUCCUGCAGCUGUCCGAGAAUCACUGUUUGAUCGACGGGACCAUUGAUGGACUGGAACCGGGGAACCACGGCCUCCACGUACACACCUUAGGAGAUCUCACCCAGGACUGCAAAAGUUGUGGAGAACAUUAUAAUCCAUUUGGGAAGCAGCAUGGCGGUCCAGGAGACUCUGAACGGCAUGUAGGCGACCUGGGAAAUAUUGUAGCAGGACCGGAUGGCAGAGCUUCAUUCCGGCUAGAGGACGAUCAACUUAAGGUUUGGGAUGUGAUUGGUCGAUCUCUGGUGGUGGACGCGGGCGAGGACGACCUCGGGCGAGGAGCUCACCCUCUGUCCAAACAGACGGGGAACUCUGGAGAAAGGUUGGCGUGUGGGAUCAUCGCCCGCUCCGCCGGCCUCUUCCAAAACCCCAAAAAGAUCUGUGCCUGUGACGGGGUUACGCUGUGGGAGGAGAGGGACCUGCCCAUCGCCGGAAAAGGCAGAAGCAAGGAGACCCCUUCUGCAAACCUGUGAACCUCACACACCAACACUGAUGGACGUGUGAGAGGAAAGGUCAUCUUGAAGAGAAAAACAUUAAAUCACUAAUGCCUUUAGAGAUAUAAAUAUUUAUCACUGGAGUUACUUUCAGAAAUGAUCUUCUCAGACUGAAGUCCUCAGACUAAUUUAUAUGUAUUUACAGGGAAGUGUUUGUCAAGUUGGAUGUUUCUGAUGAAAAUACGCACAAUUGAGCCCAUUUCAGUUCCUCCAAUCCUUUUAAAUCAAUAAGGUGGAGUUCAUGGCUCAAAGUAAAAGAUUAAAAACUCAGGAAGGAGUCCCAUUCCAUCAGAGAAAGGCUGUAAAUGAGGCCCUUGAGGGAUUGUGUACUCAGCUUUUUUUUCUUUAAAAUGGAGUGUAGAGUCUCUUUAUUGCUGCUGCAGCCAACUUCAGAGCCUCAAGCCAAAGAGGAUUGACCAUUUCUUUUUGACACUGCCCCCUAUUGACUGUAACUGUCAAAUGUUGUAUUAUAAAUGAAUGUAAUACGGUGGCCCCCUCCAUGCUGGCACUUGUUUUCUAUUUCCUUAAUGAAAAUAUCGAUAGAAGGAGCUGGUGGUGUGCGCUGCGUUGGCUGUGUAACUGUGUGCAGUAGUUAGCUUUGCAUUGAUUUUUCUAAAUUGAGCAUUGGUCUUGUUCUGCUUCCACCUGAAUGAGCUUAUUGAGCUUCUUCCAACAGUUCCAUCUGUUUUUCCAUUUCUAUGUCGAGGCUGAGUGCAGACAGACGGAUGCAAACCUCAAUGAAGUUAGAGAAUUUCACAAUGAUGCCAAUUGUAAUAUAUUGUUAAACUGUGGCUUUUUGUGAGAUAAUAAAAGCAUUUAACAAAU
Messenger RNA from Oryzias melastigma (Indian medaka), 1899 nucleotides. Its product is annotated as copper chaperone for superoxide dismutase. Gene Ontology annotation, molecular function: copper ion binding. Gene Ontology annotation, biological process: removal of superoxide radicals. The coding region runs from base 19 to 1053 and encodes 344 amino acids. The record is from RefSeq and is a predicted model, not a curated record. Lineage: Eukaryota; Metazoa; Chordata; Actinopteri; Beloniformes; Adrianichthyidae. The transcript is spliced from 8 exons.